This is a messenger RNA of Xylona heveae TC161, 1414 nucleotides long. Its product is annotated as transaldolase. Bases 177 to 1148 code for a protein of 323 amino acids. The transcript has 5 exons. Lineage: Eukaryota; Fungi; Ascomycota; Xylonomycetes; Xylonales; Xylonaceae. The record is from RefSeq and is a predicted model, not a curated record. Gene Ontology annotation, cellular component: cytoplasm; intracellular anatomical structure. Gene Ontology annotation, biological process: carbohydrate metabolic process; pentose-phosphate shunt; pentose-phosphate shunt, non-oxidative branch. Gene Ontology annotation, molecular function: transaldolase activity.
CCUCACUCCUUAUUAAACUAACCCCGUUGCCGUUCCUUCCUCCUGCUUCUUCUCUUCCUUCAGUUCAAUUCAUCUUCACACGUUUUUAUUAUCCAGAUACCCCCUCUCCUGCAUCUUCAAAAGGAUCUAAUCCUCUUAACGACCACUACUUUUCAUCACUUCACAACUUAUCCAAAAUGUCUUCUCUCGACCAGCUCAAGGCCUCUGGCACCACUGUCGUCUGCGACUCUGGUGACUUCGCUACCAUCGCCAAAUACCGUCCUCAGGAUGCUACCACCAACCCUUCGCUCAUCUUGGCUGCUUCCAAGAAGCCUGAGUAUGCCAAGCUGAUCGACCAGGCCGUUGCCUUCGGCAAGAGCACUGGCGGCGACCUUGACGCCCAGGUCGAUGCCACUCUCGACCAGCUGCUUGUUGAGUUCGGCAAGGAGAUUCUUAACAUUGUCCCCGGUAAGGUCUCCACCGAGGUCGACGCCCGCUUCUCUUUCGACACCAAGGCCUCCGUUGAGAAGGCUCUCCACAUCCUUGAGCUCUACAAGAAGAUCGGCAUCUCCAAGGACCGUAUCCUGAUCAAGAUCGCCUCCACCUGGGAGGGUAUCAAGGCUGCCCAGAUUCUCCAGAAUGAGCACGGUGUCAACUGCAACUUGACCCUCAUGUUCUCUCUUGAGCAGGCCAUCGCUGGUGCCGAGGCCGGUGCCUACCUCAUCUCUCCCUUCGUCGGCCGUAUCCUCGACUGGUACAAGGCCGCCACCAAGAAGGACUACACCGCCUCCGAGGACCCCGGUGUCAAGUCUGUCCAGGACAUCUUCAACUACUACAAGAAGUACGGCUACAAGACCAUUGUCAUGGGUGCUUCUUUCCGUAACGUCGGUGAGAUUACUGAGCUCGCUGGCUGCGACUACCUUACCAUCUCCCCCAACCUCCUCGAGGAUCUCUACAACUCCAAGGAGGCUGUUCCCAAGAAGCUUGCUUCUGAGAACGCCCACGUUGUCGACCUGAAGAAGCGCAGCUACAUCAACGAUGAGGCUCUCUUCCGCUUCGACUUCAACGAGCAGCAGAUGGCCGUCGAGAAGCUCCGUGAGGGUAUCUCCAAGUUCGCCGCUGACGCCGUCACCCUCAAGGACAUCCUCAAGGAGAAGAUCCAGGCUUAAAUUGAGUGACUAUGUGUCAUCUCAGUUUUCUGCGUCUCUUUUCCUUUGAUUUACAUUUCAUCCCUCAUAUACUCCCUUUUUUCACUUGAAACCUCUUUGAUCAAAUCGAUCGACUGAACUUUUCCACCAAGUUGAACAUCUAGACUGGAGCUUUUCGUUAUUUUGCAUCUUUGCUCGGACCUUUCUUCUCCAUCUUCUUUUUGUCACCAUGGGAAAAAUAGGAGAUGAAAAAAGGGAAAGACUGGUGGCGCGUGUGUUUUUUUUUU